Messenger RNA from Populus trichocarpa (black cottonwood), 1063 nucleotides. RefSeq names its product purple acid phosphatase 3. Gene Ontology annotation, molecular function: acid phosphatase activity; ferric iron binding; ferrous iron binding. Lineage: Eukaryota; Viridiplantae; Streptophyta; Magnoliopsida; Malpighiales; Salicaceae. The record is from RefSeq and is a predicted model, not a curated record. The transcript is spliced from 7 exons. Bases 1 to 999 code for a protein of 332 amino acids.
AUGGCUAGUUUCAGUCACCAUUUCAGUUCAAUGCACGUCGUAUGGAUGGCCUGCUUCCAUGUGUAUGUUCUUUGUGCCUUAGCUGAGCUUCAGCGUUUCGAGCAACCUACGAAGGAGGAUGGCUCAAUUAGCUUUUUGGUGGUUGGAGACUGGGGAAGAAAAGGAAAUUAUAAUCAAUCCAAUGUUGCAUUUCAGAUGGGAAGAAUAGGAGAAGAGUUGAGCAUUGAUUUCGUUGUUUCUACUGGAGACAACUUUUACGAGGACGGGUUGAGAAGCAUAAAUGACCCUGUGUUUGAGAAAUCAUUUAGCAAAAUCUAUACUGCAAAGAGCCUUCAAAAGCAGUGGUACAGUGUUUUAGGCAACCAUGACUACCGGGGAAAUGUCAAGGCUCAAUUAAGUCCGAACCUGAGGAAUGUAGAUAGCCGAUGGAUUUGCCUGAGAUCUUUCAUUCUUAACGCAGAAAUUGUGGAAUUGUUCUUCAUCGACACCACUCCAUUUGUGGACAAGUACUUUCUGAAGCCAAAGCACCAUCAUUAUGAUUGGAGAGGAGUGAUGCCAAGGCAGCACUAUCUUUCAAACCUCUUGAAGGACUUGGAAUCAGCUUUGCAGGACUCCACUGCUAACUGGAAGAUUGUAGUUGGGCAUCAUACUAUCAGAAGCAUUGGCCAUCAUGGGGAAACAAAUGAGCUAAAGAAGCAACUUCUCCCGCUUCUUGAGGCAAACAAUGUUGAAAUGUACAUAAAUGGGCAUGAUCAUUGCUUGGAACACAUAACCAGCAGCACAAGCCAAAUCCAAUUUUUAACAAGUGGAGGUGGAUCGAAGGCAUGGAAAGGGGAUAUUGAUCAACUAAACAUAGGAGGAGUCAAGUUUUAUUAUGAUGGGCAAGGUUUCAUGUCCCUGGAACUAAGGCAGACACAUGUAAAGAUAGUAUUCUAUGACGUUUUUGGCAAAGUUCUGUACAAUUUGAACAUGUUUAAGCAGCUCAACCCUGUCAUCUAGGACCACAUUAUGGAAAACAGGUGUUUUCCACUCUUCAUCAAAUAUAUAAUGCAGUGAUUAAUCA